Molecule: messenger RNA, 5462 nt
Organism: Mirounga angustirostris (Northern elephant seal)
Lineage: Eukaryota; Metazoa; Chordata; Mammalia; Carnivora; Phocidae
Gene: CLSPN
Product: claspin
Exons: 25
Coding region: 127-4152 (1341 amino acids)
Biological process (GO): mitotic DNA replication checkpoint signaling; activation of protein kinase activity; mitotic G2 DNA damage checkpoint signaling
Molecular function (GO): anaphase-promoting complex binding
Source: RefSeq, a predicted model, not a curated record
UCGCUCUGGCUGGGCGCGAAAGCUCGAACAGUGUUGCCUGACUGGAGACCGCGGGAGCAGCUGCACCCCGGCUAAGAGAACCGAAGACCUGCUCCGUUACAGCAAAGCGACGGGGAAGCCGGAGUCAUGACCCGCGAAUUGUUUUCUGAGGUUCACCUAGAAAUCAGUGAUCCAAAGCUCAUUUCACAGGAAGAAGCUGAUAGCCCUUCAGACAGUGGACAAGGCAGCUGCGAAACAAUUGUGCCCUUGAGUGACAGAGAUUCAGAUGAAGAGAUAUUCGUGAGUAAGAAAUUAAAAAGCAGGAAGGUGCUACAAGACAGUGAGUCUGAGAGAGAGGACACAAAUGCCUCUCCAGAGAAAACUCCCUAUGACAGUGUCGAGGAGGAAAAUAAAGAGAAUUUAUAUGCCGGAAAAAAUGGAAAAGUCAGAAGGAUUUACAAAACUCUGGCAGACAGUGCUGGAAGUGACAUUGAGGAGUCUUUGUACCAGGAAAAUCUUGAAACUCGGGUGAUACCUUGUUUAGAGCGGAGUCUCCAAUCUGAAAACUCUGUGGACUUCACAGUUGACAGAAAGAUUUCCAAAAAACCCAAAUGUGAUAAAGAAGGAAUUGAAGGAAAAGCAAAAGUAAAAUCAAAGAGAAGACUUGAGAAAGAGGAAAGAAAGAUGGAAAAAAUCAGGCGACUAAAAAAGAAGGAAAUGAAAAAUGAGGAAGAUGAUGUGGAACAGCCAUUUAAUGACAGUGGCUGUCUUCUUGUGGAUAAAGACCUUUUUGAAACUGGGCUGGAGGAGGAGGAGGAGGAAAAUAACUCUGCAUUGGAAGAUGAAGAGUCAUUAGAAUCGAUAAGGGCAGCUGUGAAAAACAAAGUAAAAAAGCACAAGAAAAAGGAACUGUCUUUGGAGGGUGGGGUAUGUCCAUUUGAAGAAGAAACUGAGUUAUCGAAAGGCACCAUAAGGAAGGAAAGGAAGGCAGCCAGAUUAAGUAAGGAAGCAUUAAAAAAACUGCAUAGUGAAACUCAGCGCCUUAUUCGAGAGUCUGCACUUAAUCUUCCAUAUCAUAUGCCUGAGAAUAAAACCAUUCAUGAUUUCUUCAAACGUAAACCCCGACCCACUUGCCAGGGAAAUGCCAUGGCACUACUGAAGUCAUCUAAGUAUCAGUCAAGCCAUCCCAAAGAAACCACGGACACUGCAAAUACAAGUGAGAAGAAUAAUGACCACCAUAGCAAAGAUUCUGAUCAGACAACAGGUGCAGGAUAUGAAAUGGAAAUUAAUGCACUCCCUGAAGCUUUACAGGAACCCCAGAUCACAACUGGAUCAGAUGAGUCUUGCAGUAAGGAUUUGAUGGGAAGUGAAGAACAAGAAAUUCAGGAGAAACAGAAGCAGAGUGAUGAUAGACCUUUACCCGAGGACAGCUCCGUGGCACAACAGGAAUCCAGCUUCCUUGGGAAGGAGGACAAUGAGGAGUAUCAGGCCGGAGGGCUUGUGGCACCUGAACUUCAUGCUCUGGAGGGAGAAGAAGGCCUGAAGAAAACAGAAGAAGCAGAUGAGAAGGUGGAGGAGCCCGGGCAGCAAACUAAAUCAAUAAUUGUGCCACCUGAAAAAGCGAGGAGGUUCACUCUGGAUAGACUGAAGCAACUGGGGAUAGAUGUUUCCAUUAAACCUCGACUGGGUGCUGAUGAGGAUUCCUUUGUGAUACUUGAAGAACCUGAAACCAACAGAGAACUGGAAGCCUUGAAACAGCGUUUCUGGAAGCACGCCAACCCAGCGGUCAAGCCCAGGGCUGGUCAGAAGGUGAAUGUGAACAUCAUAGUGAAAGACGUGGACACUGAUGGCAGGGAAGAGCUGAAGGCAGAUGUGGUACCUGUGACUUUGGCAGCUGAGAAGCUGGAUGGAGCAAGCCACACAAAGCCAGGUGAAAAGCUUCAGGUGCUGAAAGCCAAACUACAGGAAGCGAUGAAACUCCGUAGGCUUGAGGAACGCCAAAAGCGCCAAGCAUUAUUUAAGUUAGAUAAUGAAGAUGGAUUUGAAGAAGAGGAAGAGGAGGAAGAAAUGACGGAUGAGUCGGAGGAAGAUGGAGAAGAGGAGGGAGAGGGAGAGUUAGAGCAAGAAGAGGAGGAAGAGAGAGAUUUAGAGCAAGAAGAGGAGGAAGAAGGCAAUCAGGAGAUUGCAGAAUUCCUUCUCAGUAGUGAAGAAAUGGAAACCAAAGACGAGAAAGAAAUGGAGAAAGACAACAGUGACGGCAGUAGUAACAUUGGCAAGUCAGUUGGCCUUCUCUCUGUCCCCAAACCUCUGUCAUCCGAUUCUACCUUACUUCUGUUUAAGGACCACUCUUCCAAGAUGGGUUACUUUCCUAGUGAAGAAAAAUCAGAAACAGAUGAAAUCUCAGGCAAAAGGUCUAGCAAACUGGAUGAAGAUGAUUCAUGCUCAUUGCUAACAAAGGAGAGCAGCCACAAUAGCAGCUUUGAGCUGAUUGGCUCCACGAUUCCAUCCUAUCAGCCUUGCAAUAGACAGACAGGCCGUGGGACCAGUUUUUUCCCUACAGCAGGAGGAUUCAGAUCUCCUUCCCCUGGGCUAUUUCGAGCCAGUUUGGUCAGCUCAGCUUCUAAGAGUUCAGGAAAGCUGUCUGAGCCUUCACUUCCCAUCGAGGAUUCCCAGGAUCUGUAUAACGCCUCCCCAGAGCCUAAGACACUUUUCCUAGGAGCCGGAGACUUCCAGUUUUGUUUAGAAGAUGACACUCAGAGCCAACUGUUGGAUGCAGAUGGGUUCUUAAAUGUUAGAAACCACAGGAAUCAGUACCAGGCUUUGCAGCCUGGCUUGCCAUUGGCCAGUAUGGAUGAGAAUGCCAUGGACGCUAACAUGGAUGAACUAUUGGAUCUGUGUACCGGAAAGUUCACAUCUCAAACUGAAAAAACUCAGCCCAGGAAGAAUGACAAGAAAGAGAACCUGGAGGAACUUCUGAAUCUUUGUUCAGGAAAAUUCACUUCUCAAGAUGCCUCUACUCUGACUCCAUCAGAGUUAAAUAAGCAGGAGAAGGAGAGCAGCUUGGGGGAUCCAAUGGAAGAAGCACUUGCUCUUUGCUCAGGUUCUUUCCCCACAGACAGGGAAGAAGAAGGUGAAGAGGAGGAAUUUGGAGACUUUCGGCUUAUCCCAAAUGAUAAUGAGUUUGAUAGUGAUGAGGAUGAACACAGUAACUCUGCUAAUGAAGAUCUGGCCCUGGAAGACCAUGAAGAUGAUGAUGAGGAAGAGGUCCUGAAGCAGUCUGAGAGGUUGAAAAGGCAAAUGAGAUUGAAGAAAUACCUGGAGGAUGAGGCAGAGGUGUCGGGGAGUGAUGUGGGAAGUGAAGAUGAGUAUGAUGGGGAAGAGCUUGACGAAUAUGAACAGGACGAAAUUGAUGAAGUACUUCCUUCUGACGAGGAGCUGCAGAAUCAAAUCAAGAAAAUACACAUGAAAACGAUGUUGGAUGAUGAUAAGCGAGAGCUACGUUUAUACCAAGAGAGGUACCUCGCUGAUGGGGAUCUACACAGUGACGGUCCUGGCCGAAUAAGGAAAUUCCGAUGGAAAAACAUAGAUGAUGCUUCCCAGAUGGACUUGUUCCACAGAGACUCUGAUGAUGAUCAGAUCGAAGAGCAGCUUGAUGAGACAGAAGCCCGUUGGAGGAAGGAGCGAAUUGAACGAGAGCAGUGGCUUCAGGACCAGGCACAGCAGGGGAAAAUUGCAGCUGAAGAAGAUGACAUUGGGGAAGACAGUCAGUUUAUGAUGCUAGCCAAGAAAGUUACAGCCAAAGCACUACAGAAAAAUGCCAGUCAUGCUGUGGUUACUCAAGAACCAAAGUCUUUACUCAGAAGUCCCUUUGAAGCCGUCAGGCCGGAAAGUGCCCACCAGCUGAAGACAGGCUCACUGCUAAACCAGCCCAAAGCUGUGCUUCAGAAACUGGCUGCCCUCUCUGACCUGAACCCCAGUGCACCCCGAAAUUUAAGAAACUUUGUCUUCCAUACACUUUCUCCUGUUAAGGCUGAGGCAGCGAAGCAAUCAUCUAAGCCUCAGGUAAGGAGAAGGGCUCCAUCUUUAAUGACAUCCCCUUCACCCAAGCGCCUCAAAACAGAUGAUAGCACUUCAGGAUUGAAGCAAAGCAUCUUCAGAUACUUGGAAAGCUAAUAUCAUCAAGGGUGCUGGCACUUAUGUUGAGACUGCUUUGAGAAGUUUCUGGCGUUGAAGAUUGGAACUGAUGCUCACAUGGAUGACCUCCCUCUGCUCCCCUUUAUAAUCAGUGCAUUAAGAUUACGGACAGAGAUUUCAGUUCUUUCCACUGCAUCGCUCUGGACGUCUUUUUCCUUUCCUAGUAUUAUUUCCUGGGUUGGCCACUAAUCUUAAUUCUGCAGUGUUUACAUUAAUUCAUGGAUGCUUGGGUGAAGGCUCACUUCCUCCAUUAUAUAUUUGACAUUUUAUCCUAGCAGCCUCCUGGUUUGAUAGCUCUUUGUGAAAGGGGUGGUUGGAGGAGGAGGAUGGAAAAGUGUGGCAUUACGGAAAAUUCCAGAAAACAGGGAAUGCCGAUGUCGAUGCCAGUGGGAAUCCUUCACACCCUAAGAUGUGCCCCACAGUGACCUGGACUCAGUGAAAGAGCCUUCUUGGAGGACCCCGGAAUCAACAGAUGGGCCGUUAUAUUUGUCUCGCCCCUUCCAUUUUCCUGUAUUCCUCUUCCCGAGGCAGCCUCAACUUGCCGAUUAACAUUUGCUUCCCCUAUAGUAAGGACUCAAAUCAGUACCCAAGUCAGAAAGAUGUUUGCCCUAAUUUUCUGGAUUACGAGGAUGAAGAUUAAGGGUUAUAUACACCCGGUGUCUUCCACAUUAUAUAUCCGAUGGGGCAGAGAGAGCUCUCUCCUGGGAUUAAAUUCUCAAUGUGAAACAAAGUUGCUCAAGGACCUCCCUUCUCAUCCUGACAAAAAGACAUAUAACCAUUAUUUAUUGCAUUCAACUGGAUUUAUUACAUUGCCCUGACCAGAGGACAACAGUUCAUUGCUUAUUUAGAGAGAAGACCACUAUCGAGUUUAUAAUCAAAAUAUUGUUGAAGAGAAUUGCCCCCCCACUCCCAAUUUUCCCUGAACAAUCAUGAGGCUCUCAGAAUUCUAGACAGAUCCUCCCCCGCACCCCCCAGAACUGAGUGUCACUGCUGCUUUGGAAAAACAUACCAUGUGAAUACUGUGGUUUCACUGUCAGGAACUGGACUUGACAAAUUGGAUGAAUUGUGCCAGUUUGUGAUGGGCAGAUGGGGAACACCAAUUUAAUUGCUGGAGUUAGGGUGUAGGUUUUCUACAGUUGUUUCUAAUACACAAGAUGCUGACUUUGAAUUUGUAUAUUUGUAAUCUUGUAAUGGGGAAAAUGUAUAUAAAGAUGUUUUAAUAUGUAUGUAGUGUUUCAAUAAAUCUCAGUGCCUGAAGGCAGGGUUUGCCAUCCAGAUUGGGUCCUCAU